GAGGCGGGAUUCUGAGAUAUUUGUCCUUCAUUAUCUGUUCAUAAAGGGAGCGCGAAUCUUGAAGAAAUCGAAGCACUCCAUUUCUUUGAUUUCUUUGAUUUCUUUGAUUUUGGAGAAAAAAAUUAAGGAAAUAGUUAAACAAAGGAAGAGGAGAGAAUAAAGUGGAAGCGGAUGUUGACAAAUUUCGGGUCACUUCAUUGGGAGUUUGUUCGCUUGUUUGUUGUGGGUAUUGCAGAUUUCCCUUCUAGGAUCUCUCUCUAAAAGACCUCUUCUCUAUCUUUUCAUCUCAAAAACUUUGAAAUCUCUGCUUCUUUUCUUCAACCCCAUGACGAUCUAAACCCCUUUUCUCAUGGCUUUCCGAUAUUCCCAACUUGUUCUUAAUCAUUUUUGAUAUCUAUUGCUUUAUUAUUGUCUUUGAUGGAGGGAGUUCGAUGAGAUUCUGAAUGGGGAUUCUCGUUAUUUGUUGAAUCCGAGAGCGAUUUUUGAUUGUGCGGUGUUCGAUUGAGGAAUGGGAACUAAAGUGCAAUGCAAAAGUUACUUGCCAGGAUUUUACCCAAUGAGGGAACUUAACAAUGAUACUAGCAGCCAUAAUUGGCACCUAUUUUAUGGUGAAAGAGCCUUCACAAAUGCACAAUAUCCCAAUGUGUUCUUUCCAAGAACUAACACAAAUGGAUAUCUAGGCGAUGAUAAGAACGUGGUGAAGCAGAAAAUGCUUGAACAUGAGGCCAUCUUCAAGAAUCAGGUGUUCGAACUGCAUCGUCUAUACCGAAAACAACGAGAUCUAAUGGCUAAAAUCAAAUCUACAGAGCUUUGCAGAAAUCAGUUAGCUGUAGACUCAUUGCUCUCUUCUAGCCCCAUGACAUCUCAAGUUACUUCUGAAGAUGGUUCGAGACGGAAUCUGCCAUAUUUUCGUGUGGGGAAUUCGUCUAAUGCCAGGUUUUCUAUUUCAGGUGUUGAAGAAGUUCAUUCUUCUAUGAUUUCUAGCCAGAAGCCUUUUUUUUUUUCAUUACAAAACGACACGAGGGACGUGCAGGUUCUCGAAUCCAGACCGACAAAGUUUAGACGAAAAGUGUUGGAUCUUCAGCUCCCUGCUGAUGAGUACAUUGAUAGUGAGCCUGACAUAUCAAGUCACCAUCACAACAAGAACCAAAUGAUUGAUCUUGGAAGGGAUAUCAAGUUCUAUGCUGCUGAUGAUGGCGAGCAGCCUGGUUGCCCGCAAAAUGCUCGUAAAUCGGGCGCUCGUUUUGAAAAGAAUACAAGUUGUUCAAGUGAUUUGGAUAAUAAUAACAUUCUUCAGGGACUUCAAACUAAAAUAUGGCCUGUUUCUUCUCAACCUGUAAGUUCUCUCUAUGAACUUCAUGAAGCUCCAUUGUUUCAUUCAACAGAUAAAGAUAGUGUAGAACAGUCGAGAGACGGGUCGGUUUUCGGUUGGCAGUUUACCAAAAGAUGUCAUGAGAAGAUCAAGGGUGAACCAUUGAGCUCGAGCUCGUUCGUCCCUAUGCCUCCUGAUUUUAUUAAGUUCUCAUACUAUAACAGGGCUGUUCUUGGGUGUUCAUCUGAGUUCAAGGAAGAAAUGGGGCACCCCUCUUCUGUCAGCUGCAACUUUUGGAAGCAGGGUAAUGGUAACGAUCGAACUCCGAAAGACUUGAGCCCUUCCAUUGCGUUGAAACUCCUCGAGGACUCGAGUUCUGUGGACAUGAAAUGUACAAAAGAGAGAGGUUUUAAAGAAAAUUGUACAUUGUUGCCUUGGCUCAGAGGAAAAACUGGUCAUUUGCUUAGUGAUGAUAUCUUCAACAAAGAGUUUGAAUCAGACAAGUCUUGUAAGAGUCAAAAACUAAGAACAUUAUCAGUUUCUGAGGGAUUGCAGGAUCCCAAGAAAGCAGUAUUUGAUAUCAACUUGCCUUGUGAUCCUUUGGUUGCUGAAUUGAAUGCACCAAAAGUUCUCAUUGAUUUGAACUUGAGUCUAAGCGACGACGACGAAGAACAUUUGAUACCGACACCUAAAUCGAAUGUCCGAACGUGGGGAGAGAUAGAUUUGGAGGAGGCUCCUGCAAGUACUGAUGAAAUUAGAGAAACCACGCCCGAAUUAGACUCGAAAUGGCGAUACGAAGCCGUAAACGAACAAGAUGGGGUCAUGGAAUUAGCAGCAGAGGCAAUAGUUUCCAUUGCUUCAUCUGUUUGUGACAGCCAUUUGGAGGAUUGUAUGGACAAUGCCUUUGAUUUGUUGGUGGAGAUGGCUGUCUUAUAUUCAAAUGAUGAUGAAAAUGAGUAUGAAGAAGGGAUGGAUUCGUUUGAAUCCAUGACAUUGGGGCUAGCAGAAGCCAAGGAAGAGGAGUAUAUGCCUAAGCCACUGGUUCUUCCAGGGCAUAUAACAAUGGAAGAAGAUGCAGCUAAUGUACUGCAAAGCCGCCCUCGGAAAGGGCGGGCAAGGCGAGGCAGGCAACGGAGGGACUUCCAAAGGGACAUACUUCCAGGCCUUACUUCUCUAUCAAGACAAGAAGUUACAGAAGAUCUUAACACAUUUGGAGGGCUAAUGAGGGCAAUGGGUCAUGCGUGGAAUUCGAGCUCGACGAAGAGGAACUCGUUGAGAAACGCUGCGUGUGGCAGAGGAAGGCGACGAUCCAUGACUAGCAGCAGCAGCAGCAGCCCCUCUACACAGCCAGCUGAGAAUGUUCCUAGUAAUGCUGAUGCUGCUGAUGAGAUGGGACUUGACAAUAGGAGGCUGACAGGGUGGGGGAAGGCGACGAGACGGCCCCGUCGACAACGAGUCCCGGUCGGUAAUCUUGCAACGAUUGUGCUUUAGUUUAGAGAUGGUUUGGAUUGUACAUUUUUGAGCUCAAAUGCUUGUCCUUCCUAUAUCUAUCUAUAGCAGAAACAUUAGGUCUUGCUUAGAUUACAAUGAUGGAUCUAUUGGUCUCAGAUUUGAAUAUAUUUAUCUCUGUUUUCUAUACAAAUGAAGCCAUUGUUUUGUAUU
Molecule: messenger RNA, 2974 nt
Organism: Cucurbita maxima (winter squash)
Lineage: Eukaryota; Viridiplantae; Streptophyta; Magnoliopsida; Cucurbitales; Cucurbitaceae
Exons: 3
Coding region: 509-2803 (764 amino acids)
Source: RefSeq, a predicted model, not a curated record